CACCCCCAAGUCAACUGAAACUUCACUCAACUUUACCUUUGUUUUGUUUUGAAAGGCUCAGCUUUACCUUUGGUUAUACAUACCCUAAUCCUCUUCUGCAACAAAGGAAGAAACGAGAUGGCAUACCCUGGGGUGAAGCUGUUCAUGGAGAAACUGAAGCAGAUGAUCUACAGUAACGACAUUCCACAGAUCAGCAACGACCCAUCAGUCUUAUCUAAAAGGCCUCAGCUACAACUGCUUUAUGAAGAGCUUGGAUCCAUGAUCCAAACCCUAUUCGUUGAUACAGAAAACGACCCACACGAGCUUGAAGAAGUAAGAAAUCUGAAGAAAAGAUUCAAAGAUGUAGCAGAAGAGGCACAGGAUUUGGUAGAUCUGUUUGCGUACGAUGUCAAUUUCAAAAGUAAAAUACAACCUCUAAUAUCUCAUGCCUCUGAAACCUCUCUGGAUCUUGAGGAUGUUAUGAGAUCAAUCAAGUCUAUCAAGGAGGAUUUCUUUAGCAUCAUCCAAAAGGUGAGGAUGGAAUCUUCUCCAACAACCAACAGUCUGAAAACUCAAUCUGCCGCUUCUGUUGGAACUUCCUGCUUCAGAAAUUCACCAGUAGGGGAUGGAAUCGUAGUGGGUCUUGGUCGAGAUAUUGAGAUCAUACGAGAUAAGCUUACCGAAGAUACAAGAAAGCUGGAUGUGGUCUCUAUUGUUGGAAUGGGAGGAUCAGGUAAGACUACCCUUGCUACCAAAGUAUUCAGUGAUCCUUUUGUUGUUCACCAUUUCUGGGUACGCGGGUGGGUCACUGUUUCUCAAAAAUAUGAAAGAAAGGAUGUGUUGAAUCGACUAUUGGCUUACAUGGGAGUUGAUAUAGACCCUGAUACAAGGGAUAAUUACCCUCAACUUCGUAAAAAGUUGCACCAGCACCUUAUGGGCCAGAGAUAUUUAGUUGUCAUUGAUGAUAUCUGGAGCACUCAGGCUUGGGACGAUCUAAAAGUUGUGUUCCCCAACCUUGAUAACGGAAGUCGAAUUCUGCUCACCAGUCGCCACAAAACCGUUGCUUUACAUGCAAAACCACAUGGUUUCAUACAUCAGUUAAGAAGUUUGACGGAUGAAGAAAGCCUGGAGUUGCUGCGUAAGAAGGUGUUCCGUGGCGACCAUUUCCCUGAUUGGUCAAGUCUACCUGGAAUGCAAAUUGCAAGAAACUGUCGAGGGUUGCCACUUUCAGUGGUUGUCAUAGCAGGAGUUCUAGCAAAAGAAUCAGCGACCGAAGAGUCAUGGGAAAGAAUUUCUAAAAGUGGCAGUUCAUUAAUCCUGAAGGGGCAAAUGCAAACGUUUGCUUUGAGUUUGAACCAUUUACCUUCUCACUUGAGAGGUUGCUUUAUUUAUCUAGGAUGCUUUCCAGAAGACUAUACAUUUCGAGUAACAAGGUUGAUUUGGUUAUGGAUUGCUGAGGGAUUUAUACAAGAAACCAGAAAUCGAAGCUUGGAGGAAACUGCAAAGGAUUACUUGAUGGAACUGGUUGACAGAAAUCUUAUAGUUGUUCGGUGCAGAAAGAUUAACGGUGCCAUCAAAACUAUUUCUGUCCAUGAUGUUUUGAGGGAGCUCUACUUGGAAGUAGCCAGAAAAGAAAAUUCCUGCCUAAAAGUACAAGGAGUGGAUCAUUCAGCCAUUGCACCAUAUAAGACACGCCGCAUAUUCACAGAUUGCUACAUUGACACCACCAACGCCACAAGGAUUCAAUCACUUUUGAACUUUUAUAGCUACCGGAAUGCAAGUUAUGUCAUUAGUGAGAGUUCCCAUUCCUGGAAGCUUUUAAAGGUGCUGGACCUAAAACAAUGUCCCAUGGUACCUUUUCCAGAGGAGAUAUCAUUAUUAGUUAACUUAAGGUACCUUGCGGUUCGGUAUGAUAAUGAUGACUUCUUCCAAUCUAGAAUAUGCGAUCUUUGGAGCCUUGAAACCCUCAUCAUUGAGGGGACUUCAUAUAAUCCUUUGGAGCUCCCAAAUACCAUAUCAGACUUGGUGAAUCUACGGAUUUUGCUGUGUCGCAGGACAAUUGUUUUUCCUCCUCUUCAGAGACCGAUGAUGAAUUUGCAAACCAUUUCCAAUGUGGCGCUGACUAAGAAUUGGGAAAAGUAUUUUCCAAAUGUCAAGAAGCUUUCGUGUUACAUUUUCCUAGAUACUAAAUAUGACUUCGAAUCACUCACCUUCCUUGAGACAUUGAAGAUAAGUUCUGUGAGAUUACAAUCCUGCAGCGUGUUUCCUACUUCGUUGAAAAAGCUUACAUUACAAGGAUGUCAUGCUCCAUGGAGUGACAUCUCCUCAAUUCAAUCUUUACCUAAUCUCGAGGUUCUAAAGUUACUAAAAAAUUCUUUUGUGGGGCCCAUGUGGGACGCUGGCGAGGAACCAUUUCAGCAGCUAAAAUUCUUGAAAUUAGUGGGGUUGGAUAUCACAAAGUGGGAAGCCUCUGACAUCAACUUCCCAUGUCUCAAGAAGUUAUUCUUGGAGAAUUGCCAUCUCCUUGAAGGGAUUCCACUUGAAAUGAAGUACGUCCCAACACUAGAGCAUAUCCAGAUUAAAAGUUGUAACCGCUGGGUUAUCGAAUCUGCUAACGAAAUACGAAAAAAGCAGCAUGCUGAUGGAAACUUCCUAAUGAUCAGUGCUGAUAGUAGAUCAAUAGCAAGAUAUGUGUCCGGUGGAUUUAAAGAUCGACUUACGGGUGACGAUUACUCAAUUUAUAAACCGUCGGGACUUCUAACAGAUACACUUACAAGAUUGUUGCAACGUAUAACAGAUGCACCUACAGGUGGAUCCGUGCUCCACCUCGUGCUCCACCUCGACCUACGCUUUUUUUCUUUUGACAGCAAGGAACGACGUGUCAACCACCGUGCCACCGGGCGCUGUGGCCAAGGUCGACUACUGGACCGCCCCCAGAUGCGCGGAAACCCGACCUUCACCCGCCCGAAAGCACGACAGUGGAAUAAUCGGUAAAACCUCUCCUCCCAUCCAAGUCGAACCAGCGCCACCUGGAUUCACUCUUCACCUGGAUGCCGUAGAAAAUAAUGAGAGGGUGGGAAUCGAACCUGGGUCACAAGAAACACCAAUUCUUUCUCCAACCCAUUUUGAAUUAAUAAGAAUAAUGUGUGUUUCUAUUUUGAAAUGAAAAAUAAGUAACAAGUUUGAUAUUAAAGUUAAACAGGAUGAUGUUUUAGUUGAAUUUAUGAUUUAUCAUAGUUAUUAUUAUUAUUUGAUUUA
This is a messenger RNA of Helianthus annuus (common sunflower), 3237 nucleotides long. RefSeq names its product putative late blight resistance protein homolog R1A-3. Gene Ontology annotation, biological process: defense response to other organism. The record is from RefSeq and is a predicted model, not a curated record. Bases 118 to 2973 code for a protein of 951 amino acids. Gene Ontology annotation, molecular function: ADP binding. Lineage: Eukaryota; Viridiplantae; Streptophyta; Magnoliopsida; Asterales; Asteraceae. The transcript has a single exon.